CAUAGGCAAGAUAGAAACAUAACCUUUCAUUAUUAUACAAAUCAUGAUACAAAUAAAAUGAAAAAUAACUUUUGUUUUUAAUGUAAAAAAUAAGAAAACGUAUGUUUUAAGUUUUAAAAUGGCUGAAGGUAAACCAUCUGAAGAAGGAAAAAAUCAAGGAGAUCCUGUCUGUAUUAUUGUACUUGGAAUGGCAGGAUCUGGAAAAACAUCUUUGGUGCAAAGAUUAAGUACUUCUCCUAAAAAGCCUUACAUUGUUAAUUUAGAUCCAGCAUGUCUACAGUUACCUUAUUUUGCUAAUAUAGUUAGUAAUACAUUUGCAGAUAUAAGAGACACAGUAAAUUACAAAGAUGUCAUGAAACAAUACAAAUUAGGACCUAAUGGAGCAAUUGUUACAUCACUAAAUUUAUUUUCAACAAAGUUCCCAGAUGUACUUAAGUACAUAAGUAAAUGUGAUUUAGAAUACUGCGUCUUAGAUACUCCAGGACAAAUAGAAGUGUUUACAUGGUCAGUAUCAGGUGCCAUUAUCACUGAAACGUUAGCUUCUACAUUUCCUACAGUAAUUCUUUAUGUAGUUGAUACUGUUCGUAGCACCUCUCCUGUUACAUUUAUGUCAAACAUGUUGUAUGCUUGCUCUAUUCUGUACAAAACUCGCCUUCCGUUUAUUGUGGUAAUGAAUAAAAUAGAUAUAGUUGAACAUAGUUAUGCAAUUGACUGGAUGAAUGAUUUUGAAGCGUUUCACGAAGCUUUAGAAGCUGAUGAGAGCUAUAUAAGCAAUUUGACAAGAUCCAUGGCUCUUACCCUUGACGAGUUUUAUAGAAAUUUGAAAGUUUGUGGAGUAUCAGCUGCCACAGGGGACGGAAUCGAAGAAUUAUUCAAGCUGGUAAAUGAUGCCAAAGAAGAAUAUGAAAAGGACUAUCGAGUAGAAUGGGAAAGAAUACGUAAGGAGGCAGAGAUGAAGAAAAAAGUGGAAAGUGAGAAAGUUGAACAGAAAAAAGAUCCGCUCAUAAUGGAGUUAUCUGCUGGCAGAGAAAUUUCUGAUGUAUAUCUUCGACAUCCUGCAAACGAAAGCAGUUCAGAUUCAGAAGGCGAAGAAGUAAAUCCACAUGAUUUAGAAGCAAAGGAAGAAGAGGAACUGAAUUUUCGAAAAGUGCUUCAACAACAAAAAGAAUUGCAACUAAAAAGAGCAAAAGAAGCAGAAGCCAAAAGGAAGAAGAGCAUGUAAUUCUCAAAGCUUUUUUUACAUUUAAUUGUACUAUUUUCUACAUUCUUGUUUCAAUAACUUUAAAAAUAAUACAACAAAAUUAAAAAUA
Agrilus planipennis (emerald ash borer) is the source of this 1310-nucleotide messenger RNA. Its product is annotated as GPN-loop GTPase 1. The transcript has 5 exons. The coding region runs from base 119 to 1222 and encodes 367 amino acids. Gene Ontology annotation, molecular function: GTPase activity. NCBI's taxonomy places the organism in Eukaryota, Metazoa, Arthropoda, Insecta, Coleoptera, Buprestidae. The record is from RefSeq and is a predicted model, not a curated record.